AGGGGCCAAAGAUCAAAAAGAAAAGGAAAAACUUCAUCUUCAAUUUCAGUCUUAGCCGGCACAAGCACCCACAGUUCCGCUGCAAUAAAGUCUAUGUUCUGUAUUCUACAUGCUUCUUCGCGCGUCCCCUCUUCUUCGCGGCUCCCACCUGCCAUUAUCCUCCGGGAUUCAGAUGGCGCUAGCUGCCUAUCUCCCUUUCUAUCCCAUCUCUCAGAGUUCAUCUUCAUGGCGAUCUUCUUCGCACUUGGCUUUUGUUUUCCAACCGAAUGGUUACGACCGCAUUUCGGCCAAGAAAUCUUUUUCACUAUUCGUUCGGAGUUUCAACGUUUUAUCUGGAGUAUACAGUAAUGUCCCAAGGCCUUGUKGAAGGAUUUUCUGUGGGCAGAGAGAGUAUCGAAAGGUGAGGAGGCGUCCAAAGAGUAAGAACAAGGAAUUAGAGCUCAACGUUGGUAUCUGUAUUGAAGAAGAGCUGCCGGACGACCCAGAAAUUUUGAGUAUUGCAGAGUUGCUUCGUCUGAAUGUUCCCAAGGCUCUGAAAUUAGCUUUCAACAAUUUGAAGGAUUCAGAAUACAAAACCCGAGAUAGUUCAAUAAAUGAUGUUGGUUUAUUUGACAGUGUCGAGUUGUCAGUGCUACUUUGUAACGAUGAAUUUAUUCGUAAACUUAAUAAAGAAUGGAGGGAUGAGGAUCAUGCAACUGAUGUCCUGUCCAUGUCACAGCAUGUCCCAGAACUGAAGCUUCCAAUUCUUAUGUUAGGUGAUAUUGUCAUUUCUCUUGAGACUGCUGCGAGGCAGGCAGAGGAAAGGGGGCAUACACUCCUUGAUGAGAUUCGGAUACUCCUGGUGCAUGGGUUGUUACAUCUUUUGGGAUUUGAUCAUGAGAUUAGUGAAGAGGCUGAAGCAGAAAUGGAGAAGGAAGAGGAACUGCUUUUGAAGAGUUUAGAAUGGAAAGGGAAAGGGCUCAUUCAGAGUGCAAUCGACGCUGAAACUAAUUUAAAUUCCGUUGCAGAAGUUUCAGAUGACAGGAAAAAAGAAGGAAGUCUUCGAUUUUACCGCCCAAGGUUCAGCUACAUUUUCUGUGAUAUGGAUGGUACAUUGCUUAACAGUAAAAGUCAAAUUACUCCAACAACUGCCAAUGCUCUGAAAGAGGUCUUGUCAAGGGGUGUGAAAGUUGUUAUAGCCACUGGAAAGGCCCGUCAAGCAGCCAUAAGCAUUUUGGAGAAAGCAGGUUUAGCUGGAAAAGACGGUGCUGUGUCUGAAUUUUCUCCGGGAGUUUUCUUACAGGGACUACUUGUUUAUGGUCGACAAGGAAAGGAAAUUUAUAGGCAUAACUUAGACCAAGAUGUCUGCAGAGAGGCAUGCCUUUAUUCUGUAGAGAAGAAAGUUCCUCUGAUUGCAUUUGGUGGAGGUCGUUGCUUAACUCUAUUUGAUCAUCCACUUACUGAUUCAUUACACACGAUAUACCAUGAGCCCAAGGCAGAGGUCAUGCCUUCGGUUGAGGAUCUUUUGGAUGCUGUUCAAAUACAAAAAAUUAUUUUCUUGGACACUGCCGAGGGAGUUUCACACAUCCUACGGCCAUACUGGUCAGAAGCAUCAGGAGAACAGGCCACGGUUGUUCAAGCUGUACCGGACAUGCUUGAGAUUGUCCCCCAUGGAACCUCAAAAGGUAGUGGAGUAAAAAUGCUGCUCGAUCAUUUGGGUGUUUCUGCUGAGCAGGUAAUGGCUAUUGGAGAUGGGGAAAAUGACAUUGAGAUGCUCGAGCUGGCAUCUCUUGGGAUUGCUUUGAGCAAUGGCUCGGAGAAAACUAAAGCUAUUGCUAACAUAAUUGGUCCCAGCAACGACGAAGAUGGCGUUGCAGAUGUCAUAUAUCGAUACGCAUUCUGAUCCGAAUUUUCUGUCCAUCAUUGUGAUUAAAGGAUGCAGAUUCUGCCGUCAACGUAUUCUUAUCUCAUUAUCUCUCUCAAUGGAGCCAAAAUGAGAGAAUUUUUCCAUUGAGUAAAAAAUGCUAAAUUUAUUAGCGUGUAGGUGUUUGAAGUUUUAUAGCUCUAUACACAGAAUGUCAACGUGUUAAAUUACUGCUAAUCCCUCAUUAUUUAUUGGUCAAGAGUUACCAAAUUUUUUA
Momordica charantia (bitter melon) is the source of this 2120-nucleotide messenger RNA. Its product is annotated as haloacid dehalogenase-like hydrolase family protein. Lineage: Eukaryota; Viridiplantae; Streptophyta; Magnoliopsida; Cucurbitales; Cucurbitaceae. The record is from RefSeq and is a predicted model, not a curated record. Gene Ontology annotation, molecular function: metalloendopeptidase activity. Gene Ontology annotation, biological process: rRNA processing.